AUGUAUCUGUGGGCCUAUGUUGAAGAUAAACAUGCUGAUGGCAUAAAACAGUUGACAUUUGAAACUGAAGAAUCUCCCAGCAGAAAGGUGGCUCCAUCUACACUCAUGGGUGCAAAAUUUGCUCCUGUCAGUGUGAUUGAUAUCAUCAAUAGUGAUGAUGAACCUAGCAACACUCAGAAGCCUGUACCAGAUAGUCAGGGUAGUAAAAGCAUUUCUGUUUCAACGUGUUUUGCUGCAGAAGGAAAGGACUCUAACAACAGUUGUGUCCAAAACAGUCAGGCAAGUAUGGAUUUGGGUGAAGAUCUCUUAUUUGUUGCAACUCUUAAGAGAAGACGAACUUGUAAUGUUGUUACAAGUGAUUCUGAAAAUGAUGAUGAUGAUGAUAUUCCAAUUUGUAAGCUUAAAAGGAAGCAUAUUCAAGAAGUAAAUUCUAAACAUGUUAGACCUGACUUGGGUAGUUCACUUCCUGUUACUAUUUCGGAAAAUGACAAGGUUGCAGACACUGUAAAGACUAGGCGCCGUCUACUGCCUCUAAGAAAAUGUGUAAGCAAAAGUCAGGAUGAUAAAAUAUCUUCAUGUAGACCUUGUAAGGCCAAGCAUAAGCAAAGUGUUGCAACCAAUGAUGAUGUUGGUGAAUCAGAAGAGGAUUUGUCACACAGUGGGGGAGAAAAUAUGAGUGAUUUUAUUGUUGAUGAUUCUGAUGUAUCUAAUUGUGAAGACACAUCUAGCAACUCACAAGAUGUAUCUAAUUGUGAUUUGGACUCUGAUUCCAUUAACUCACAAGAUGUAGAUAGUAAGAUGGAUUCCGAUUCACAAGAUGCAUCAGAUGGAGACAUGAACUUUAGUAAGAUAUUAUCGAGGAUUAAGAGGAGCAUAAACAACGUGAAGUGGGAAUUUGAGGCUGACAUGCUUGCGGCAUUUGGAAAGGAUCCAGAGUUGUGUAUGAAGGCUGUGUGCGCUCUUUAUCGGCAGCAAACUUCUGAGGAACAGAUGAGCAAGGGAACAUUGCUCUCCAAUCAGCGUGGAUUCAGCAAGUUAGAUGCUCACAGGGGCAGUAUUUUAGCCGAAUUCAUCACUGAUGGAGAUCCUCAUGGGGGUUUAAAGAAGUCUGUGAAGGAGUUGCAAGAAUAUGACCCAGAAGCAGUUGAAUUGUGCAGAUCACUAGCGGCUCACUACUCUAAGCAACUGUAUGAGAUUUACAAGAACAAAGAGGAUCCUCUUUUCCCUGGCUAG
Molecule: messenger RNA, 1233 nt
Organism: Sphenostylis stenocarpa
Lineage: Eukaryota; Viridiplantae; Streptophyta; Magnoliopsida; Fabales; Fabaceae
Source: the annotation of a GenBank genome assembly